UUCAAAACCGGUUCGAACGUUGAACAGUCAUUUGUGCUGGUACCGUACUCCCAAACCAGCUGGUGCUGUUAGCUUGAAUCAUCCACAGACGUUUAGAAACCGGAACAGAAUCCUUCCGCAAAACGCCUACGUUCGUAUGAUAUUGACCCUAGCAGUCAAUGAACUCCGAUCGACUCUGCAAACCGGGAAGAUGAUCACACCGCAGGUUCACGCUAUAGAUCGCACCACCACACCAAGGUUAACUAGUCCGGCACGGAACGGAAACGGCCGUUUGGCGAUUGUCACAUCGUAAGUGGUUGGUGUGCAAAGAAUGGAAGAAGUUCGCGAAAGAAUCAAACCUCGCGAAACCAAUAUCAACAACACACUCGCCAAGGCUUUUAGCCGGAAUGUUUGCCGUCUCAUCCCAAAUUUCAAACGUAUAAAUAAGAGGUGACCGAUCGCUAAUUCGCGGAGAUUCGCUAGACGCGAGCUGUGGCUACAGUGCAUAACGAAACGGAACGAAGCAAUUGUACAGAAGUGAUGUUGCGGGCGUUUGUGAUAGUGAUGAUGGUCGGAAUGGCACUAACAGUGCCAAUCCAAAACACGCGAUCCACUGGUGUUUCGGUGCCAACAAGCCUGGAAUCUGUAGACAGUAAAGCAAAUCCACAACCGGCGACUCGUCAGUUGGCGGAUGAUUCUGAAGCGGACCGCAACAAACGGCAUCUCGGCUUCGGAGGCAUCGGUAUCGGUGUAGGUCUGAUCGGUGGAGGAUUCAGCCCGUACGACAACUAUGGCUACGGUGGCUAUUAUGGAGGGCAUCAAGGCUACUACGGCGGCUAUGGCAACCAGCUCGGUGGCGGUUUUGGAGGACCGUAUGGCUAUGGAGCGCCACCUGGCUUUGGAAGUCCUUACGGCUUUGGUGGCUUCCCCGGGCCAUACGGAGGAUACGCUAGCGGGUACCAGUACGGCUACGGGUCCGGAUACAGCAGUGGAUUCUUCGGCUAGUAAACACCAAACUAUUAUCAGCUCUCGGUAGAUCGUAAAUCACUUCAGUCAGUAUUAAUUUAUUCACAGCAAAUAAAUUAUUUUACCUUCACGA
Anopheles merus is the source of this 1078-nucleotide messenger RNA. RefSeq names its product keratin-associated protein 6-2-like. The record is from RefSeq and is a predicted model, not a curated record. The coding region runs from base 520 to 984 and encodes 154 amino acids. NCBI's taxonomy places the organism in Eukaryota, Metazoa, Arthropoda, Insecta, Diptera, Culicidae. The transcript has a single exon.